Molecule: messenger RNA, 616 nt
Organism: Anopheles nili
Lineage: Eukaryota; Metazoa; Arthropoda; Insecta; Diptera; Culicidae
Gene: RpL37a
Product: probable 60S ribosomal protein L37-A
Exons: 3
Coding region: 83-358 (91 amino acids)
Biological process (GO): translation
Cellular component (GO): ribosome; cytosolic large ribosomal subunit
Molecular function (GO): structural constituent of ribosome; RNA binding
Source: RefSeq, a predicted model, not a curated record
CGCCAGUUCCGGGCUUAGACUUUCUUUUGGUCUUGCGUGGUCUUUGAAGGCAGAUCACAGAUUGCGGUCCAACUAAAGUGAGAUGACGAAGGGUACGUCCAGCUUUGGAAAGCGGCACAACAAAACCCACACGUUGUGCCGCCGUUGUGGUAGAUCGUCCUACCACAUCCAGAAACACACCUGUUCGCGAUGUGGCUAUCCCGCAGCCAAAAUCCGGUCAUAUAACUGGUCGGAGAAAGCCAAGCGCAGGAAGACCACUGGUACUGGCCGCAUGCGUUAUCUGAAGGUUGUGCGUCGCCGCUUCCGCAACGGUUUCCGUGAGGGCCAGGUGGCGAAACCACGCAAGGCUGCCGCUUAAACAAACGAGAGAGAAAGGGGGGCGGGUCUACUAAAGUGUUAUCCCUACCGUCCGGGGAGGAAUUCAUAAAACGUUGCUAUUGUAACUUCAUGCGACUGGCGGGCCAACGAAUGUCACACUGAUGUGCUAUCUAUCAGAUGAAGUAACAAUAUCUUCUCCAAGAUAUUCUAUUUGCUGAUAGCGAGGUUACCGUUUGUGGGUGUGUAACAGUAAUCGGAGAUGUUGAAUAAAAGUCCAUGCUUUGCAAAACAACGUAAA